Myzus persicae (green peach aphid) is the source of this 2240-nucleotide messenger RNA. RefSeq lists its product as uncharacterized. The transcript has 2 exons. The record is from RefSeq and is a predicted model, not a curated record. Bases 551 to 1720 code for a protein of 389 amino acids. Lineage: Eukaryota; Metazoa; Arthropoda; Insecta; Hemiptera; Aphididae.
AUAACUAAAAAAGAAUCGCAAUGUUUCAAAAUAUUAUAGUGUAAAGAAAUUACUCAUAUAAACAAUAAACAUUCAGUAAAGAUUUCAUAUUUCACGAUUAUUUUUUCUAGAGUUACACUAAAAAACAAAAUCGAUUCUUUCAAAAACUUGUUUUGUGUAUUAAUCUCAGUUUUUCCUUAAUUUGUUGUUGUUUUUCCUAAUGCUUUUAAAAACUAUUGAACAUUUUUUACUUUUGCUCCUAAAGUACCGACUAUAUUGGCUUUCUUAUACUAAAAAUAUGUUAUUAAAGAAAAUCAAAGCAUUUUUACUAUCCCAAAAGGCGAUGACACAUACACACGCACCAUUGUAAAAUCAAUACAUUUAUCGCUCUGCUCAGAAUCUAAAUGUAUAAUAUAAUAUAUAUUUUGGCUUAAAAGAUAUUUAUGUUUUCAAACGUGAGUUUUGUAAACAACAAAAACUAACAAUUUUCACUCUGGAAAUAAUAAUAAAGGUUAUACACAUAUCAUUGAUCACAUUUUAUUGAAAUAAAGUUUAAUAAUACCUAUCAAAUAUGUCUCAAAAUUGUUCUAAUAAAAACGAAAAUAGACUUUUAAAGUUAACCGUUAGUAAUGAUCAACUAACUCAAUUACAUGAUUCAAACAUACUAGAAGACGACAAAAAUACUAUAAAAAAGGUUACGUCUUUGAAUACCAAUAGAAUAGAAAACAAGCAAAAAAACAAUAUUUGUCAGAAAACAUACAGAGUAAAACUUACUAACUACAAAAAACAGCAGAUUGCAUUCGCUACAGCAUACAAUGAAUUAAAAAUGAGUUACGAAUUGAUCAAUAAGUUUAAAAAGGAUUCAUUAUCUGAUAACGACGUAAAAGAAUUUGAAGAGCUUGAAGAACUAGACUACAUAGUUCAAAACACUUUGCAAAAUAAAUUUGGAAAAACAUUCCCGAAACCAGAUGCUUCAUUUAAAAGAGAUCAUGCAGUUUUCGUUUUCAAUCGUAAUAUACCAUUAAUGUGGCAAAAUAUUGAUUCUACAACAGGUUAUCAAAAGUUAGACUUAUCAAUAAAAGAAGCAUAUAAAUAUGUAUGGGAUAAUUAUUUAGUCGUAUCUAAAAGAAAUAUGGAGUAUCAUUUUUGGCUUCAAAAUAUUAUUGAACCAAAUGAAUUUUAUGAUUUACACGCUGUUAGAAAAUAUUUAAUACAAAAUAUGUUCGAUAAAGAACAGACUGCCAAAAAAUUAGAAACAAAAUUGAAUGAUUUUUAUAACAAUUUACAAUUGAAAUUUAUGAAUAUAAUAAGUGAGGCUGAUGAUAUCCUAAAUUCAGAGAACAAAGAUAUUAAAAAAAAUGAACACAAAGAGUUGAAAGCAAAUGCCGAAAUUAAACUUCAGAUGGCUAUUGAAGAGCAUAAACAUAACAUGGAUGUCAAAAUGAAGAUGUUAGAAAUGGAAAAUGAGAAGUUAAAACAAAAGGAGUCUGAAUGUUCAACACAAAUAAGAACUUUGUUAGGAGAACUUUCUUUUAGAAACAGUAAAUUGAAUAAUGCUAAUGACCGUGUAACAUUGUUAACGAAAGAAAAAAAUGAUUUAAUAUCUAUGAUUCAAAAAAUGGAAGUACAAAAUAAAAGUUAUGAAACACUUCAAAGUAAAUUGGCAAAAGAGCAAGAAAAGAAUCAAAAUUUAAGAACUAUUUUAGAAGAAGAAUAUGAAAAAAAGGAAAUUAAUUUUUAAUAAAAGAAAACUUACCAAUCUAAAUAACUGCAUUUUAAUGUAAGUGUACAAACACAUAUUUCUUGAUAUAUAACAAUAGUUUACAAUACACCUAGAUAUAUAUUUUAUAAUAUGUACCUACAUAUUCUUAUUCAACUUUUUUAUUCUCUGUGAACUACGUAGGGGGAACUAAUUUCUUAUUGAUACAUCCACAUUUUACAUAACUUAGUUAUAUAUAAAACCUCCUACGUCCAUGAUGAAAACAAUUAUAUUAAACAAAUAUGCAAUGAUUUACAAAAUUAAGAGUAGUUAAUAGUUAUAUACAUUAGUCCAUAACACACUAAUGAUACUUGAAAUUGUAAAUAGGUAUUUGAAUUGUUGUAUACAUAUCUGUUACUGAUAAAAGAAUGAUUAAGUACAGAAGAUUUAUGCAAUGAGAAAUACUGCCUUUAAGUAGGAGCAUGAUAUUUGAAGUGGGAUUUUGACGAAUUUCAUAAAAAUCCUAACUUUAAACUCUUAUAAAAAAACAUUGUGAAUAUGU